Molecule: messenger RNA, 1329 nt
Organism: Candidula unifasciata
Lineage: Eukaryota; Metazoa; Mollusca; Gastropoda; Stylommatophora; Geomitridae
Source: the annotation of a GenBank genome assembly
AUGGCGAUGAUGCGAAAGAAAGGCAAAUAUCUUCUUGGUGGUCUCGUGUUUGUUUUUCUCUGCUGGUUCCUGGUAAACUGGCAGAACAGUUUGAAUCUGUUGCCUAGUCAAGUGGAGGACAGUUCCUUGGACGUGUCUGUACGAGAAGUCACAACAGUUCCACCUAAAAUCCGGAGGGAACACAGCAGCAGUGAAAACCGGAAAUGCCCUUCUCUGUCAGGCAUGACUGAAGGCAGGUGGGUUGUGCGUCCCCUGAAUGAAACUGAACAGAUGAUGAUUGACACUUACUUGAAGGAAGCGAGAGGAGCAUACAAGAUCCCGCCAACGUUUCAAAGAGAGGACGGUCGCUGCGGGGACGUUACAUACAGUAACGUCACUUUGCAUAAACAUAUGUGGUUCAGAGCUAUCUGCGACCCUAGAGGCGCCACGCCAUGUUGUCAUACCAACAGUUGCCAGCUAUUGGCACAAGAAGACUGCAGAUGCCCCACCUGUCUUGACGAGAGACAAGCCGUCCAUGCAGAGUUUGCCCACUGGCAGCCUACAGAUGACCGCUGUCCAGUGAUGGAGUUUAACGCUGACCGGGCCUGUCAGUUGCUGGAGGGCAUGAGCCUUUACUUCGUUGGGGAUUCUUUUAUCAGGCAUAUGUUUGCUGCACUGGUGAUCAUUCUCACCAACGAGGUCAAUGGGGCGAUGAAGGAGGAUAUACCUAGAGAUAUCAAAGGCCGAUGUCUGGGUCAUAACCAAAUCACAGCAGAGGUUUGCAGGGCAUACCUUGACCCCGACAGGGUGCUGUGUCAUGGCAAGGUCAAGGUACAAUACGUUGAGAUGUUCUCCGUGGCCGACCUGCCAGUGAUACACCAGCUUCUUGUUGACCUCCGUCAGUCCGGCAGCUCACUUGUAGUCCUGGGUCUAGGGAUCCACGACAACUUCAACCCCACAGUGGUGUCCAAGAAGUUUCUCCACCCUUUCUUGAACCUUCGCCAGCAUCUCUCUACAAAUAUUUCGUCUGCCUUUUUACAGACCGAUCCAGCUCCUGGUCUAGACUUGACCCGCCUACGGCCUGGUAUAUUGUGGGUAGGAGCACACGCCCCUGGACUACUGAAGUCCCCCAGGUUUCCGCAGCAAUCGGCCGACGGUGUCCAGCAUUAUAACUCAGAGAUCAGUCACGUUUUGAAACGAUGGGGAGUUCCGGUCCUGGAUACGUUCAGUUUUAGCAACGGUACAGUCAGUUUUGAUGGGACCCACUACGGCUGGGGGAUCAACAAGUUGAAAGCGAAUAUGCUGAUGACCUACAUCCGGACCUCGUUCUGGGGAGAUGGGAGGAAGUAG